Messenger RNA from Effrenium voratum, 1770 nucleotides. The record is from the annotation of a GenBank genome assembly. Lineage: Eukaryota; Dinophyceae; Suessiales; Symbiodiniaceae.
AUGCUCCAGGAGCGGCGGGCCGCGAUGCCGCCGCUGUCCAACGCGGCGCGGGCCUUGCGCGCCCAGAGCGGAACGGACCGCGUGACGGAGCUGCCGGAGGUCGCACCGGCGGUGCUGCCGGGCCAUUUGAAGUUUCUGGACGGGAGGCCUAAGCAGCCCGAGGCCGUGAGCGCGCGCGACUUCUUUAAGACCCAGGAGCUUCAUGAGAAGAUGAAGUCUCUCGCGCUCUCGGACCAUUUCGACUCCUUUGGCAAGGUGCGGUUCCAGCGGCUGGGCCUCACCUUCGCGGCCAAGCAGAUGAUGCCCCAGAUGGCGGCCUAUGGCUCCGUGUCGGAGGUGCCACCCGCGGAGAAGAAGAAGGAGAAGAGCGCCAAGGCCUUCAUCCUCUCCCAGGAGGCCUUGGCGCAGGACCUGAGGCGCUGGACGCAGCACAGCCGCACCCUGGCCGAGAGCGUGCAGGAGGAGGACCGCCACAAGGACGCGGAGGUGAAGCAGCGCCAGGUGGCGAUCCUCUUCGCGGAGCUGCCCCGGUUCCUGGAGUAUUUGCCCAGUUCCGUGCCGCUGGCGAGCAUGGAGCCCGAGCUGGGCCGUCAGGAGGACCCGCAGGCCCGGGCUGCGGCGCUGCGGGGGAACGCGCUGCUGCGGCAGCCGGCGUCCCAGCGGCGGUUCCGGCAAGCGGAGGUGUUGGCCGUGGUGCAGGUGCUGAAGGCGUGGUCGCUGGCCAGCUGGCCCAACGGCGGCGCGGAGCUGGGCAUGGACCGCAGCACCUUCUGCCGCUUCCUGCUGGACACCGGGCUGGCGGAUCAGCGGAAGGUGCCCUUCUUCUGGGCGGUGUCCCUCUUCGACUCCUCUGCGCGCCUGGUGCGGUACUGCGCCGAGGAGGAGGCGGCAGUGGGCACGGCGCCGCUGCUGCCGGUGGUCAAUUGGAAGGACCUUUGGCAGAUCUUAGAGGCCCUAGUCCAGCAGUACUUCCGGCCCUCCAGUUCCGCCAUGCGCCUGAAGUUCAUCGAGAGCAUCGCGGAGAUCUCCAGGGCCCGCCUGCCUUCCUUUGCGGUCAAGAUGAUGAACAUCAGCAAGGAGCACCUGAACUUGAUGAUUCAAGGGGUGGGCACCGAGGAUCGCGACUCCGACGCGGAGGACGAGAGGGCGAAAGCGCCGAGGAGCUUGCGAGUUCCCAGCGCGAAGGCCAGGCAGCUGAGCAUCUUGGAGGAGGCCAGGAAGCAGCGCCUGCGGUCCCUCCUCGUGGAGCCCGAGGUGCUACAGCUGCUCUGGCAGCAUGAGGACGUCUUCAAGGAGCUCCAUAGCGCCUACGCAGAUGAGCGAGGGCACUUGAGCUUCGCCGCGGUGGUCCAGCUCUGCAAGGCGGGAGACGAGAGGCAACUGCCGAAUGGGACCUUCCCUCUUGUGGAAGAGGCGCUGAUGGAGAUCCUGUGCAAGGUGGCGUAUACGUACCUGGGCUGCUAUGGCAACAUGCAGCAGCGCAGCAUGUCGACCCUGUUGCAGAGCGUUUGGCUGCUGGUCUACUUGCGCUUCACGGUGGAGAGCUUCCGCCGCAGCCUGGCGCAGCGGGAGGAGGUCGAGGAGGAGGCGCCGCUUCUGCAGGCGGUGCGAAGGCUGGAUCCGGAUGCUUGGGUCAUCGACGAUGCUCCCGACUUCGAGGAUGGCAUGCCGGUGCAGACCGCCAAGGUUCUGCCUAGGGAGGCAGGGGAGUUGAUUCCCAGCCGCAAGGAUCGAACCAAGUCCUUCCUCACUGGCCGUUACGUGAAUUAA